Messenger RNA from Meloidogyne enterolobii, 2163 nucleotides. NCBI's taxonomy places the organism in Eukaryota, Metazoa, Nematoda, Chromadorea, Rhabditida, Meloidogynidae. The record is from the annotation of a GenBank genome assembly.
AUGAGCCGACGAAAUCGUGAUAGCAGAUCAACAAGCUCUUCACUCUCUAGAUCGAGAUCUACCUCUCGAUCGACAUAUGAUAGUUCCCCACGUGAUCGUGAUUAUAGAACCGAUCGUUCUCGUUCUCGUAGUAGAAGCAGAAGUAGGGACCGCGGAAGAUAUAGUCGUAGAAGAUCACCAAGACGGAGGAGAGAACGCACCAGGAGCCCGUUCUCGCGUCGGCGUUCACCUGCUGAUACUUCCAAACCUUCAAGCAAAGUUAUUUUGACUUCUUUACCCUCGUAUGUCGACAAGGAUGUGCUUAAUAUUCUACUAGCAAGGCAAGGUUAUCAUCCAAUUGACAUUCGUGUUGUUCGCCGUAACACAGAUGGUGGUUCUGUUCGUGUUUUUGGUUUUAUCGAAUUUUCUGAUGUUUACACUGCUGAGGAUUGGAUUAGCUUUAACAAGGGAUAUUUAAAGCUUGACGAUGGUUUUCAAGUACGCUUGGAAUAUUCACGUGAAGAAAUUGCACGUGAAAAACACACCUACAAUCCAUUAGCAUCUGACUGGACUUGCUCAAAGUGCACAAUAAAUAACUUUAACCGAAGGACUAAUUGUUUCAAGUGUGGAACUUCUAGACAGGAGUCGGAUGCUAUGGAGGCUAAAGGUUAUGCUAUGGUUGGAGUUUCACCUUCAGACACGUUGUUAAUUCGCGAAUUGCCCGUUACUGUUACUGAAGAAAUCAUUCGCUCAUCUCUUGGGAAAUAUACGGAUCUGACUAUUCAACGCGUUCAAAUAUCCUCUUCAAAGCUAUAUGCUUUUGUUCAAAUGAGGUCAAGUGAUGAAGCGGGAACUGUUCUUCAUAUCUUCAACAAAACCGUUCCUUAUAUUGAUAAUUGUGCAGUGAUUAUUACUUAUUCGCGCCAGUCCCUCAAUCAAAUACUCAUACUGGAGAAUGUCAAUAUUUUGAAGAGUCAGAGCGGAAUCAGUAGCUCUAGCAUCAACCCCACAAACUCCGCUGCUCAACUUGCCCAAAAUGCAAUAAGAAUCGCCAACAUGGGACGCUCAACGCCUAAUGCUACACCAGCUGUUUCCACAUAUGAAGUGCCCCCUCGACAGUGUGUAUCAACUCCUUUUGGUUAUCUGCCUGUCUAUGAAACACCGGAUCCGAAAUCCUUCCAAUUUGAACCUUCCUCUGGAUAUUAUUAUGACACGGCGACUGGAUUUUACUUUGACUCGAAAACACAAUACUAUUUUAACACCAAUACUAAUCAUUGGAUGUUUUGGUCUCAUCGCUAUUCUUGUUACAUUGAUUGCCAUGGAGGUGAUGACGAGUUGAAAAGCAAAUUGCAGGAGGAGGAACGGUUGACGCGUCAGUCUACUGAAUCUUGCUCAGUUGCUAAUCUUCCUACUUGUUCUUCUACGGAAUUGGAAACAAACUUGGAACAAUCACAUGUUGAAUCACUUGCUGUUGUCCCGUCCAAGGAUGAAGUGGCCGAAGAAUCCAGUAAGCCUGUCGUAAAACGCAAAAGGAAGCAUAAAGACGAUGAUGAGAACAAACCAAAAACUCCCCAAGAAAUUCAAAAGGAAAUGGAAAAGUGGGCUCGUCGUCAGGAUAAAAUAAAAAUGUCUUUUAAACAACCGCAAAUACCCGUUACACCCGUUGAGAAAUCAAGUGUUUCAAAUGUUAUGAGCAAACCAAUAAAUAAGAAUGUCAUGGAAUCACCGCUUGAGCCUAUCAAGAAGCCUUGGGAUGACGACGAUGAUGAUGGGUCUGAAGUUGUGCCUGCUGGUGCUGCUCUGCCUGGAAAAUAUCUUGGUGUCACGCAUCGACUGUUUCGUGUCAGGAAGGCCAGGGCCCAAAUGAGUGCCGGACUUGCUGUUUCCAGUGAUACUCCAAUCGAACAAAGCAAUGGUACUUUGGUGGAUUCCGUAACGUUCACCUCGUCAUGGCGGAUUUGCGUCCGCCAAUUGAACUUCACGGCCCUUUGGAUCAAUUAUCUUUAUGCUGAUCUUCUCUAUUUCCAGACCAACAGCAGCCUCUCUCUGGCAAAGACCAUGGUGAUAGUAUUGGCGCUGAAUCUGAUGAUCAUGCUAAUGCAUUUGAUGAGUCCAAAUACAUUGAUCAGACUAAAAAAUUUUGCCUUCUUUGUCGCCGCCAGUUUCCAGAUGUUCAAACGCUAG